AUGGUGUACUACGUGAGUGGUUCAAACAUAUUCGGGCAAUGGCCUUCUGACGAUCUUGUGAUACGUGAAUUUCGUGCUAUCCCUCAAAAUAAUUUUAAAAGUCAGCCAAAAAUAAUAGACAUUAAUUGGGCGUACAAUAUAUUUUUAAUAGAAGAUAAAUUCUAUCUCUCAGGUGCUUGGGAUGGGAAGAUAAAACAAUUGGUUGAAAUACCUUUGUCAGCUAAUUAUAUUAGUUCUCCUAAGGAACUCAUAGUGACUGGAAAUGACUAUUAUAUUUUAUUAGCCAGCAUAAGUACCAAUGUCGUUAUGGUACUGGAUUUAAAAAUGGAAAAGGAGGUAAAGAAGAUUCAUAUGAACAUUGAAGAACCGGAAGUAAAUAUUACAACAGAACAAAAAACAAAAAUUUCAAAAGUAGUUUUGGUAAAUGAUUCUUGUUUGUAUUUGACAUCAGCGGGUAAUGUGUACUGUGGGAUUUUACCUAGUUAUGUUGAUACUAAGCACUGUAAUGGAGGAGUGUUCGAUAUUCAAUGUGGCUAUGAACAUUACGUAAUGUUGACGACCACUGGGACUGUCUACACUUGGGGAAAUGGAAGGCGGUUACAACUAGGUCAUGGUGAUGUUAGCAAUCUUGAGGUUCCCACGGAAGUUGAAGCAUUGGCUGGAAUAAAAAUAGUCAAAAUCAGUUGUGGUGGUUGGCACUCAUUAGCUCUCAGUGAAUUUGGUGACCUAUAUGCCUGGGGCUGGAAUGAUAUGGGCCAACUGGGUAUUUCAAAUUCUAUAGAAGACUGUCAGAGUUACUCAGUGCCUACGUUAGUUGACUUCUUUGAUGCAAAUGGGGAUGAGCUUACAUUGAAUGUAAAAGACAUUGCAUGUGGUUCCAGACAUUCAGCCAUAUUACUUGAAAACAAUACUGUAUGGACUACUGGUUGUAACAAAUAUGGUCAGUUAGGGUUUUCACAAGACCAAUGUCAAUCAAGCAGGUGUUUCAAAGUGGCUUUUUAUUGCAACAACAGGUCUAUUCUAUUGUGUGGACCAUGGACAACAGUGAUAGUAUCUGAUAGUUCUGAUACAUAG
Arctia plantaginis is the source of this 1074-nucleotide messenger RNA. The record is from the annotation of a GenBank genome assembly. Lineage: Eukaryota; Metazoa; Arthropoda; Insecta; Lepidoptera; Erebidae.